AGGCGUUAACAGACGAAAAAAAUGUCACCGAACAUUCAUUUCGUGAAAAAAAUGUUACCGGACAUUCAAUUCGCAAAAAAAAUGUCACCAGACAUUCAAUUCACGAAAAAAAUGUCACCGGACAUUCAUUUUACGAAAAAAACAUCACCAGAUGUUCAAUUCACGAAAAAAAUGUCACCAAACGUUCAUUUCGCAGAAAAUAUGUCUUUGGACGUUCAUUUUGCAGAAAAACGUCUUUGAAAGAAUGGAGAGAU
Funneliformis mosseae is the source of this 254-nucleotide messenger RNA. Lineage: Eukaryota; Fungi; Glomeromycota; Glomeromycetes; Glomerales; Glomeraceae. The record is from the annotation of a GenBank genome assembly.